GGCAGCGGCGCAGGCAGAGGAAAGAGCCGUGAAGUCCAGCGACGUGACCCGGAAGCCACGGUUGCACGGCAACGUCGCCAGUGUCUAAAGUUAGCGGGCGUAAGCUGCGGGUAAUACCAGGCCAGGUGAGGCCGCAGCAGCGAAACCCCCUCAGGGCGUUGGACGGAGGAGGGUCGCGAGUUAUCGCUUGUGAAUUCGGCUUUUCAUUUGUAACCGGAAGAUUGUGUUAUUCAUUCUUCCAGAAGGGGCAUGUGCUGGCUUUAAAGUUCGUCAUGUUGAGGAGUCAGCGCAUCACAGCCGGACGGGGUCUGUGUCUGCUGCUCAAACCCCAUCUAUUCAUGUCAGCUUGCUGAAUUUUCUCUCUAGUGUCACCAUGUCUGAUUUCGAAGAUCAUGGAGGGCACCAGGAGGAAGAAGAUGAGGAGCAGGGAGAGGGAGAAGAACGCCCCAAAUACAAGCCUGUGGUUACACAGCUUGCUGCCCCUAAAAUCCCUGAGGGCGAGAGGGUCGACUUUGAUGAUAUCCAUAGGAAAAGGAUGGAGAAAGAUCUUCUGGAGCUGCAGACUCUGAUUGAUGUCCACUUUGAGCAGAGGAAGAAAGAGGAACAGGAGUUGAUUGGGCUCAAAGAAAGGAUUGAGAGCCGGCGGGCGGAAAGAGCUGAGCAGCAGCGAGUGAGGGCUGAAAAAGAGCGAGACAGACAGACACGGAUUGCGGAGGAGAGGCAGAGGAAAGAGGAUGAAGAGGCGAAAAAGAGAGCAGAUGAUGAGGCCAAGAAGAAGAAGGUGCUCUCUAACAUGGGUGCUCACUUCGGAGGGUUCUUGGUCAAGGCAGAGCAGAGGCGAGGCAAAAGGCAAACUGCGAGGGAAAUCAAAAAGAAGACUCUGGCAGAGAGACGCAAGCCACUGGCUAUCGAGAACUUGAGAGAGGAUGGCCUAAGAGAGAGAGCCAAGGAGAUGUGGGAAUGGAUCUACCAGCUGGAGUCAGAGAAAUUUGACCUGACUGAGAAGAUGAAGAGGCAGAAGUACGAGAUAAAUGUUCUCCUGAACAGAAUCCAACAUGCUCAGAAAUUCAAAAAGGGCCAUGGAAAGGGGAAAGUGGGAGGACGCUGGAAGUGAACUCGCAUAGGAGGCGCGAAGAAACAAGAAGAGGGUUCAGGAUUAGAUUGCAACAGUUUUG
Messenger RNA from Xiphias gladius (swordfish), 1175 nucleotides. RefSeq names its product troponin T, slow skeletal muscle-like. The transcript is spliced from 13 exons. Gene Ontology annotation, molecular function: tropomyosin binding; troponin T binding. Gene Ontology annotation, biological process: slow-twitch skeletal muscle fiber contraction; regulation of muscle contraction; sarcomere organization. Gene Ontology annotation, cellular component: troponin complex. Bases 374 to 1114 code for a protein of 246 amino acids. Lineage: Eukaryota; Metazoa; Chordata; Actinopteri; Istiophoriformes; Xiphiidae. The record is from RefSeq and is a predicted model, not a curated record.